AUGGCAACAAAUCCAGAACAAUCAAUAGCUAGUGAUGCAGUAUGUCAAAGUCAAUCCGAUUUACCGCAAAUCGUUACUGUAGAUAGUUUCAGAAAAGUAAAAUUAAUUGGAAUGGGAAAUGUUGGAAGAGUAUAUCUUGUUCAGUUGAAAGGAACAAAUCAUUACUUUGCAAUGAAAAUACUUAUUAAAAAACAAAUGGAAGAAAGAAAUAAAACUAACCGUGUUACAACAGAAAGAGAAAUUCUUUUAACAACCAGACAUCCAUUUAUUGUUCAUUUGUAUUGGUCUUUUGCUACUGAAACAUGUUUCUAUUUCAUUAUGGACUACUGUUCUGGAGGUGACUUUUAUCAUACAUUAAAAGAAACCCCACAUAGAUGUCUUCAAGAAGAAACUGCAAAAUUUUAUUUGGCUGAAGUUUUAUUAGCCUUAGAAUAUUUACACUUAAAUGGUAUUAUAUAUAGAGAUUUAAAACCUGAAAAUGUAUUGUUAAAUGGAAACGGUCAUAUUAUGUUAUCUGAUUUUGAUUUAAGUAAGACUGGCCCUUCUAAAGGAUCUACUAUGUCUCAGGCUCUUCUUAAUGUUAAAGAACAAUUUAAAAAAGAACCAUCUUUUAUCACAAAUUCUUUUGUUGGAACUGCAGAGUAUUUAGCACCUGAAGUUAUUGUUGGUUAUGGUCAUUCAGGGUCAGUUGAUUGGUGGACAUUUGGUAUAUUCAUGUAUGAAAUUCUUUAUGGAAGAACACCAUUCUUUUCAAGAAAUAGAGACCAAGUCUUUUCUCAAAUUCUUGAUGGUGAAGUCCUUUUCCCAAAAAAUUGGACAUAUCCAGUUUCUUCAAGUGCUCGUGAUUUAAUUAAAAAGUUACUUGUAACUGACCCUGAACGUCGUUUAGGUACAAAAAAAGGUGCUGAAGAAAUUAAAUCACAUAAGUUCUUUAGGAGUGUUAAAUUUCAAUUAAUUAGAAAUAUCCCACCUCCUAUUGUUCCUGAGGUUCAUGGUCCAGAAGAUACACAUCAUUUUAACGACUUAAAGGAUGAUGGUGAAAUUGAAAAACUAGAAGAACUUGCUAAGAAUACUCAACCAACAUUAGUCACUCCUCAACAACCUCAAGACAAAGCACCAGCUCAGAUCAUUCUUGGUGACACCCUUCCAAAGUAA
Messenger RNA from Entamoeba histolytica HM-1:IMSS, 1155 nucleotides. RefSeq names its product protein kinase, putative. NCBI's taxonomy places the organism in Eukaryota, Evosea, Mastigamoebida, Endamoebidae. Gene Ontology annotation, cellular component: nucleus; plasma membrane; cytoplasm. Gene Ontology annotation, molecular function: protein serine/threonine kinase activity; ATP binding. The transcript has a single exon. The coding region runs from base 1 to 1155 and encodes 384 amino acids. Gene Ontology annotation, biological process: protein phosphorylation. The record is from RefSeq and is a predicted model, not a curated record.